GCAGCUUACCGGUCUGUCCACCCGAUGGCUCAGCGAAGACAUGCAUCCCGAAAAGGAAGCACUUCCGGUGCGCGCCUGCGUGCACCCCUCUGCGGUCACUUUGCCCGAGAAGCACACCACUCCAAUGGUGAUGGUGGCCCUGGGUACCGGCAUUGCGCCCAUGCGAGCUUUCAUCGAGGAGCGAGCAGCCGCCAAGAAGGAUGGUGAGGAGUGUGGACCCAUGGCGCUCUUCUUCGGUGCUCGAAACCGCCAGGAGUACAGCUACGAAGCCGAGUUUGAGCAGUACCAGAAGGAUGGCAUUCUGGAGCACAUUCAGCUGGCUCUCAGCCGUGAGCAGAAGGAGAAGAUCUACGUCACCCACCGCCUUCAGCAAAACAAAGAGCUUGUGUACGACCUGAUUCACCAGAAGGAGGGAAACUUGUACCUCUGUGGACCGGGUGGCAACGUCCCACCUCAGGUGAGGCAGGCAGUCAUCGAUGCCAUCAAGGACGUCGGUGGACACAGUGCUGAGUAUGCCGAGAAGUACGUGCAGGAGAUGCAGAUCAACGGACGGUACAACGUCGAGGCAUGGUAA
This is a messenger RNA of Symbiodinium sp. CCMP2456, 574 nucleotides long. NCBI's taxonomy places the organism in Eukaryota, Dinophyceae, Suessiales, Symbiodiniaceae. The record is from the annotation of a GenBank genome assembly.